This is a messenger RNA of Indicator indicator, 1675 nucleotides long. RefSeq names its product glycerophosphodiester phosphodiesterase 1 (gene GDE1). The record is from RefSeq and is a predicted model, not a curated record. The transcript is spliced from 6 exons. NCBI's taxonomy places the organism in Eukaryota, Metazoa, Chordata, Aves, Piciformes, Indicatoridae. Bases 1 to 990 code for a protein of 329 amino acids. Gene Ontology annotation, biological process: lipid metabolic process. Gene Ontology annotation, molecular function: phosphoric diester hydrolase activity.
AUGCUGUGCCAUGGGGACGGCCUGUUGAGCUCGCUUACCGCGCUGCUGGGGGCAGCGCUGGCACUGAGCCGCAGCCCGGUGCUGGCCUGCCUGCUGACGGCCGGCUUCUACCUUGUGCUGCACCUCUUCAGCCUGGAGCCCGCCGCGCCUCAGAGCGCCCAGCGCGUCCUGCGGCCCCACGGCACCGCCGCCCGCAUCGCCCACCGCGGCGGCGCGCAUGACGCGCCCGAGAACACGCUGGCAGCCAUCCGACAGGCAGCUGAGAAUGGAGCAACGGGUGUUGAGCUGGAUGUUGAAUUUACUGCAGAUGGUGUUCCAAUCCUAAUGCACGAUGACACAGUAGAAAGGACAACUGAUGGGUCUGGACGAUUGCGGGACUUGACUUUUGAUGCAAUUAGGAAGCUUAAUCCAUCUGCAAAACAUCGGCUGUGGAGCAAAUUCCAGGGUGAGAAGGUGCCGACUCUUAGAGAAGCUGUUGUGGAGUCUAUGCAGCAUAAUCUCACCAUCUACUUCGAUGUCAAAGGCCAUGCAAAUCAGGCAGUGGAGGCCCUCAGACAGCUCUACCUGGAAUUCCCACGGUUGUACAACAGCAGCGUGGUCUGUUCUUUCAUGCCAGAUGUUGUUUAUAAGAUGAGACAAGCUGACAGAAACGUGGUGACAGCUCUCACGCACAGGCCUUGGCACCUGAGCCACCUUGGAGACGGGACACCCCGUUUCAGUUCCUCCUGGAAGCAUUAUUUGUACAUGGUGAUGGAUGUCAUCCUAGACUGGAGCUUACACAGCUUCUUGUGGCGGUUCUGUGGGGUUUCAGCUUUCCUCAUACAGAAAAAUUUUGUUUCUCAAGAGUACGUCAGGCACUGGGCUUCCAAAGGAAUUCAAGUGGUUGCCUGGACAGUGAACACAUUUGCAGAAAAGAGCUACUACGAAACUGUCCUUGAAUCCAGCUACAUCACAGACAGCCUGGUGGAAGACUGCGAUCCUCAUUACUAGACCUGUGCCCUUCAGACACUCACCAGCCUCAACCAGCUCUCUUAGGCGGGCAGCUCAGGCCCCACCAUCCAGAGAGAACCCACUGCUGCAGCCAGGGAAAAGGAAGAGCUGCAGUUAAUUUCUGCUGCAAGGUCAGAUCUUGGGCGUAGGGAUCCCUUCUGUUACAGUGUUGGACAAAGCCAAGGUGCAGCCAUUCACAAUCUAAGAUGGUGCUGUAACAGGAUGAGAUCUGACCAGCUAGCUGGGCAAUACCCUGUCUGCACAGCUUGCUUUAGAAUUCUCAGAGUACUCCUUUGCUUUGUGUAAAUCGUAUCAUUAUAAAAUCAUGUCAGCAUUUUUUGGUGACAAGAUUGAAAAUCAUGUCUUGAUUUUACUACUUUAAAUGGUCUGUUCUAUGACUGUAUAAUUUGAGGUUGAGUUAUGGCAUCUUAAACGCAUGUACCUUACUGUUCUCAGAACAGAACCUGAAAAUAAUGGUGCAAAACCAGAGAGUUUAGUUCAUGUCCCUCCUACAACAUAGAAAGGUGGCUGUGCUGCAUCCUGACAGUGAAAACAAUCAUCUUUCCAUGUUCAAUGUGAAGACUAUGAGAAUGAAUGAAUAAAGCUUGAGUAUCUUCUUGUCUUCCAGCCUUUUUGAAAGAACCCAGGUAAAACAGAAAAUUGCUCCUGCAAUGUCAGUCUUCUG